AUGGCGCCGAUAGAAACUAGUGGCCCACAGGCAGCCGACAAGCAGUCGGCCACCAACCUCUUCGCAGGUACAGAAGGCAUCUAUCUCCUUCCUCACCACGUCAAGGAGAUAGAGCGACUGCGAACACAACACGAUUUCAUACUCUCAUCCACAGGCGGCGUUUUACUGACCGCACCAUUGGACCGGCCCAAGAUCAAAGUGCUUGACUCUGGCGCCGCAGACGGUACCUGGCUCUUGGAUCUCCCUCGAUUGUAUCCGGCUCAUGAGUGGUCCCUACAUGGCGUCGACAUCGGAUCAGCCCUGUUCCCACCCAAGGCCGGGCCAUACGCCUCCCUUGACCUCCGCCAAUUCGACAUCCGAUCUCCCACCCCACCGGAUCCGACAUGGGUGAACACCUUUGACCUUAUCCAUCAGCGGCUCCUGAUCUGGGGACUGAGGGGUCCCGAGUGGCCCGGCGUGCUCAGGAACCACCACUCGCUACUGAAGCCUGGAGGUUGGAUCCAGCUGGUCGAGGGCCAAUGGGUUGACAGAGAUCAUCCCUUCGACGCACCAAGAUACCCCAACCUAGCCAAGAUGUCGCAGAUGCAGAAAUGGAGCACCUCCAACUUUGGAAUGGACAUCGAGAUCGCGUACCGCCUCGAGGAUUUGCUGCGCGAGGCCGGAUUCCAAGGGGUGGCGAAGACCCAGCUUAGCCUGAGUUACGGGGCCAAGGCGAGGGAGGAACAAUGGAAGCAGAGGUCCGCAGACAUGUGGGUUGACAAGUUCAGGGGACUGGGAUCUAAACUGCCAGAGGGUGGCAUCCCGGGCGUUGCGAGGAACGUGGAGGAGUUUUACGCGUUUUUGGAUGAGCUGCACUCUGAGGUGCUUGAGUACGGGUACCAGCCGACUCUCAACUUUGUAAUUGGGCAGAAGCCUGCAUAG
Scedosporium apiospermum is the source of this 921-nucleotide messenger RNA. RefSeq lists its product as uncharacterized. NCBI's taxonomy places the organism in Eukaryota, Fungi, Ascomycota, Sordariomycetes, Microascales, Microascaceae. Bases 1 to 921 code for a protein of 306 amino acids. The record is from RefSeq and is a predicted model, not a curated record. The transcript has 2 exons.